Molecule: messenger RNA, 1894 nt
Organism: Ricinus communis (castor bean)
Lineage: Eukaryota; Viridiplantae; Streptophyta; Magnoliopsida; Malpighiales; Euphorbiaceae
Exons: 1
Coding region: 205-1758 (517 amino acids)
Source: RefSeq, a predicted model, not a curated record
AAAAAAAAACAGUCACGUAUUGGAAUUCAAUUAGAAAGUUCAUAUUAAAUAGUAAGUCAGCAUUAAAAGACAAAGAAAAAGAAAAGAAAUUUCUCCUUCUCCUGAAGGCAAAAGGAAAAAACGCGCAGUGAGGUUUUGCUAUUUGACAAACAAGUAAAAAAGCAUUAGGAAUUAGGAGCCUAUCAAACCCAGAGUAUACACGGAAUGGGAAUCACAGCCAAGUCCAAAGCUAAGAGCAACCACGACAAUUGGGGCAUGGGUUUCCUCCUCGUCUUCCUCCCUGAAGACAAUUCUGCCACCGCCACCACCGCCGCCGACGCCAUUGUUGAUAAAGCUAAUACCUCUCCGUCCCCAUCUUCUAGUUAUAAUAGCACUAAAACAAUCAAAAGAACCAACUCUAAUAAUCCCAUACUUACAAAAACCCAAUCAACCAUCUCUAUUUGUGCUCUUCUGCUCUUCCUUAGUCUCCUCCUCUUCACUCUCUCCACCUUUGAACCUUCCAUUCCGAACUCCGCCAACACUCUUAAAACCCCGCGAAGAUUAUUGCCAGAGAAGUUUCCGAGCAAUCCCAUUAAAAUCCAUCAGCCAAUUAUGACCAAAUCAAACUUUUCUUGGUUUUCCAAGAUUUGGCUUUCCAGGAAUGGAAAUAAAAGAAGUGAGUUGCUCUCUUCUUUUGCUUUACAAGGAAUGGGCAAGCUUUAUUUGCGUGGCACAAAAGCUAUGAAUGAUCUUGUCGUUGGCCAUGUAGCAGAAGAUACUAAUGAAGAUGAGUUUAGGGUUUUCUUGCGUCUCUUGCAUAGGUCAGGCGUUACAGCUAAAGCUGACUUGGUUUUUAUUUUCAGUUCUUCUUUAUUAGUAUCGAGAUUUGAAGGUUUGAUUCGAGAAGAGAAUGACUCGUUCUUGAAACUCGUUCAAUACUAUAAACAAUUGAACAGUACGAGUCCUGACCCGGUGUCGGUGGCCGCCUCGGGUUUAAGAUUUGAUGUGACUCAGUUUGUUAAGCAUGGGAAGAAAGAAAUGGCAGAGCCUCUAUGGGGGAAGAGAAUUCGGGUUAAUAAUUAUAAUGAAUCGGAAGAAACCGAAAGUGAGUCGACCAGGUUGAGUUAUGGAUCGGUAGUCGGGUUCGAAACGAGUGAGCUUGAUCCUGAGAACUCACUCAAUGGAUUCUUAGACCAUGUGCCAAUGAGUCUGAAAAGAUGGGCUUGUUAUCCAAUGCUGCUUGGUCGAGUUAGAAGAAAUUUUAAGCACGUAAUGUUAGUAGACGUCAAAAAAUUGGUGCUACUCAGUGACCCACUUGGGCGAGUCAGGAACCGAAGUCCUGAGUCAGUGCACAUAUCAACAAAACUAGAAAGUAGCUCCUCAACUAAGCAUGUGAAACGAAACUCAGACAAAACCCAGUCUCAUUCCCAAGUUAACUCGGGGAUAUUGAUGGGUGGAAUUCGGGGAAUCAGAAGGCUUUCAAGUGCAAUGUUGACGGAAAUAGUUCGAGCGGCAAUGCAGAACAAGAAGAAAAUCUCAGUUACGGAGUCAAAAAUUCUAAGCCAGCUCGUAAGCAAUGGGCACAUUCUGAAGAACAUCGAUCUGAUAAUGGCAGCCGAGUCAAUACCGGAAAUGAGUUCGCUCACAGAGGCAAACUCAGCAAGGUGGGAUCAUCAUAAAAUAAUCCAACGGGGUAAUGGUAAUCAUGAUGUUAAUUCAAUUAUUUUGAAGCAUAUAUGUUCAUGUGAAAUAGAUUCUUCUGUUUAUAGAGAUUGCUAGGCUAGCAUGUUCUUAUUAGAGAAUAGAAUUUUGGAUAAAAGAAUAAGGGACAUAGACCUUUUGUUGUUUCUAUAGUUACCCAAUCAGUUUUGUUUUUACAUGUACAUGUUACUAAAGAAAUUAUUUAUAUAUUGAA